CGGCAGGCGACGGGGCGCCGAGCAGCAGGAGACAUGUUUCACAUUCCGGAGAGCGAGGGCGGCCGAGCCGGCUCCAGGGCCAUGAAGCCUCCGGGAGGAGCAUCGAGUGAUCUUUUCGGAAGUCCAGAAGAAGGUGUGCCUUCAAGCCGACCCAACAGGAUGGCAUCAAAUAUUUUUGGACCAACUGAAGAACCUCAGAACAUUCCUAAGAGAACCAACCCCCCAGGGGGGAAAGGAAGUGGUAUCUUUGAGGAAUCAACGCCUGUGCACACUUCACAGCGUCUGAACCCACCUGGUGGGAAGACUAGUGACAUUUUUGGGUCGCCAGUGACUGCCACUUUACCCUUGGCACACCCAAACAAACCCAAGGACCACGUGCUCUUAUGUGAAGAAGACCCAAAAUUGGACCUUAAAGCUGCAACAAGCACCUUGUCCAGAGAAGAGCUGGGUGAGAAAGGUGGUCCAAGAGAAGCAGCAGACCGUGCUCAGGAGCCCCAGCCCACGCCCACUGUUGACAGCCAUGAGCCCAGGUUGGGCCCACGGCCUCGAUCUCACAACAAAGUCCUGAAUCCACCUGGAGGCAAAUCCAGCAUCUCUUUCUACUAGAGAAGCUAUUGCUUCCCCUGUAGCCAGAUAAGAAACUCAGAAGAUAGCAUUUCAAAUAGUUUCCUUUAGUCCAGAGGAAUAGGGGGUGGGAGAGGGUCUGUUGCGUAUCUGAAGCCACUGCUCAGGUUCCAUUGCCACCGUGGGAGCUGCAGAGGACCUCACCUUCCAGACUGCUGAGAAACAUAUCUUUGUGAGAGGAAAAUGUGACUCCUUGAUGAACUCUGUAAUUUUGGAUGUGAGAGGAACUCUCAGAUGCGUUGGGUGGGGGGCUGGUGCAAGGCCACGGGAGCCUGAUGAAGUGGGGUCUUCCAUGUCCUCAUUGCAUUGGCAGUCUGCCAGCCAGUUGGGUAUCUAAAAAUCACUUAACAUAGUAGCAGAGUUUAAAGCCUUAGAAAGAAAUCCAGAAACCUUGAGAAUAAGCCAAAAAGUUGUUCUAAGUCUUACACUCUACAGAGAGAUUUUUACCCUGAUCCUCUGGGGUGAUCUGAUAGGAAUCUGCCUUUCACUCAGGAGGGACUGGUCUUUGUCUAUUCACAGACUGGUUUUGCUUGUGAAUUGUUUCUUUUUUUCUCCCAUUCCUAAGUCUGCCAGCUUUUACCAAUGGUGUGGACAGUUCCUCUGUCUGCAAGGCCCACUGACUUCUGCAAGGCUAAAACAAUCCAGAUAUAUCCAGGAAAUUGAGUUAUUUCAAUCCUUCAUGUGUGUUACUUUAUUCCUGUUGACAUUGGAUAGAAGAGGUGCUUGAGAGCCUUGGAUUCUUAGGUUUGAAUUCUUUCAUAAUACCUAAAGAGCUAUUCUUAAACAGCAGCUUUACAUAAGUGACUAUUGACUGGUCUAUUUCUGACACCUUUCUAGAAAAAAGUUACUCAGGUAUACCAAAGAAGAGUUUGCUUAGGCCACCCUUUAUAAAUCUCUGCAGAAACUCUGGAGUGUAUUCCUUUUUGGAAGAGACUUGGAAACCUUAGGCGUACGAGAUUUACUGGUUUGUCAGCAAAGUCCCAACUGUCCAUUCAAGUUGCUUUACAUCAGGCAGAAGUUUCUUGAAUUCAGCCUCUUAAGGGGAAUAGUCUCCAUUCACUCAUGUUGGGCCAAUAGUCAAAAGAAGAAAGUGUGGUAGUGACUUUUGUUACAAGUACGUACAGAGCAAAUGCCACGUGGUAGAAAUGUCUUCAUUAACUAAAAUUGAGGAAAGAAACAGCUGUGUUUAGUUACAGUCACAGUGGCUGAGACAUUAAGUGCCUGCAGGAGCUGCCUGCCAAACCCCACUUCUUACACAUGGCACAUGGAGGGGAUCUGCAUGUGGCUUUGUGAACCAAAGAGUUUCCCUCCUUUCAGUUGUCCUUCUGACUUUGGAGCCAAGAAAUACACAUUCCAUUUGACUUUAUCAAGUACUUCCUGUCUUCAUGCAUCAAAUAGUCAUUUUUUAAAAAGCUAUUUGGAAUUCAGGCCUUUUUUUUCCCCCCAUUAAAAAAUGUCAUACGUGAUGGUUAGCUUUUAAGGCCAAAUAUACUAAGUUGUUUAACUUACAAUGAAAUGUGCUAAUGGUAGAAAUGAGCUGCCAUUUAUAAGUGCAUUUUGUCUUUCACAUACAAGAAAAUGAUUUGUGAAUUCCAAACUGGGUUGCUAGGAAGAACCCUGACGUUGUACUGCUUGCCCUUGUGGCUUCACCCCCACUGUCAGCCCAGUGAGAGGAAGAACUCCAGUUCCGUCCACUGGCAGGGAUUUCUGGGGUGGACGUGGGAGAAACUGAAGAUGAGAAGCCCGGGGGGAUGAGGACAACAUGAGCUAUAGCAAGAGCCUCUGGGCAGCAGUGACAACUCCAGCCUUUACUCUUCUCAUCUUUUCCCUCUUUUUCCUCCAUGGAGCAUAGGAGUAGGUUUAGAGUGCCUGGGCAGUCUGGUCACUCGGAGAAGCAGAAGAGGAGUUUCUGUUCCUGUGAGCCUGUUGGGGAUGGUCAUCUGUAUUUGGAAAAUGCUCUAUACAUUAGGGCUGUAUUUGGAAGAUUGAUUAACUAUUAGCAUUCUGUUCUCAGCCUCUGAGCUGCAUUGAGAAAUUACCAGUCUGUGUUUUUAUUAAGCCUUAAAACUUUAUGUGCAUUUGGUGCCAACUUUUUUCUAGAGCUGUAUCAAAAACAACACACCUGUACUUACAUGACAAUGUAAUUUUGAUAACAUUUUGUUAUUUUCACAAGGCAGAAUUGGGUAUAACAGUUGAAUUAAACUUAGUAAUCAUGCA
Messenger RNA from Pteronotus mesoamericanus, 2841 nucleotides. RefSeq names its product Jupiter microtubule associated homolog 2 (gene JPT2). Bases 34 to 606 code for a protein of 190 amino acids. The record is from RefSeq and is a predicted model, not a curated record. The transcript is spliced from 5 exons. NCBI's taxonomy places the organism in Eukaryota, Metazoa, Chordata, Mammalia, Chiroptera, Mormoopidae. Gene Ontology annotation, cellular component: nucleus.